GACAUCGGGUCUCUGGCCUUCUCUUACUCCAUAAUAGCCGCGUCCGCGCUCUACCACUUCACGCACGAGGAUGUCGUCUUUCAGUGCACCGGCAUCCAAAUGUCAGAACUGCGGGAAUGUGUGGUUUGGAUGAUUCCGUUCGCGUUGGCCAUCAAAGACGAGGGCUUCGAUAGUCCAAAGUUUCAGCACAAGUCCACUGAGGACUCGCAGCCCUAUCAUAAUAUCCAAUACCAUAGCGUAGAUCUACAACUUCUGGAAAAGGCAUAUCAGAAGCAAACAGAGUCUCAAUGCAGUGUUGAGAGCGAAGAGUCAAUAUCGCCGGUCAGUAGUCCAGUGGCCAAAAGGCCUCGAAGACCAGCCAUUUUGACG
Oppiella nova is the source of this 369-nucleotide messenger RNA. NCBI's taxonomy places the organism in Eukaryota, Metazoa, Arthropoda, Arachnida, Sarcoptiformes, Oppiidae. The record is from the annotation of a GenBank genome assembly.